This is a messenger RNA of Trichogramma pretiosum, 662 nucleotides long. RefSeq lists its product as uncharacterized. The coding region runs from base 204 to 662 and encodes 152 amino acids. The transcript has 4 exons. Lineage: Eukaryota; Metazoa; Arthropoda; Insecta; Hymenoptera; Trichogrammatidae. The record is from RefSeq and is a predicted model, not a curated record.
AGGAUGAUUUACUCAUUGAGGCAGUUAAAAGUAAACAAUGUCUUUGGAAUUAUGCUGUUCCACUUAGAAAAAGAGGUUUGCAUAACAUAAGAAAAGCAUGGGAAAGUGUUGUAAGGGAAUUGAAUAAUAGUAAAAUAGAUCCAAAGACUGUUCAGAAUAGAUGGAGAAUUCUUCUAGAUUCUUAACAAAAAUCCAAAAAUAAAAUGAUUGAACAUGCUUCUACUGGAGCACCAUCAGAUAUUAAAUCAUCCUUCAGGUUUUACGAUCAGAUGCUAUUUUUAAGUGAUCAUAGGGAAAAUAUCAUUGUUAACAACUCAUCCAUCAGCAAUGAGAGCACAAGUUCACCUUAUCUUUCAUUGGAUUUUACACUUAAUGGUGAUUCAAAUUCAAGUUUAGAUGCAACAAAAGAGAGCACAAAUGAAAAGUCCCCAAUUGAAAUUAAAAAAAGAAAGCAAGAGUGUAACAUGGAGCUUCAUAGAGAACUACUUGAUAUUUUAAAGCAACAAGUGAUUUCUCAACCCAAAGAAUUGGAUGAAAGUGGAGCCUUUGCAAAAUUUGUUGAGGAAUGUUUACGUAAACUUCCUUAUAGAAAGCAGAAACAACUACAAAGAACUAUUUUCGAUGCCAUGUCAAAAGCUGAAGAUGAGUGUUUUGAAGAAUAA